Anopheles stephensi (Asian malaria mosquito) is the source of this 2153-nucleotide messenger RNA. RefSeq names its product solute carrier family 17 member 9 (gene MFS18). Bases 340 to 1653 code for a protein of 437 amino acids. Gene Ontology annotation, molecular function: transmembrane transporter activity. Lineage: Eukaryota; Metazoa; Arthropoda; Insecta; Diptera; Culicidae. The record is from RefSeq and is a predicted model, not a curated record. Gene Ontology annotation, biological process: transmembrane transport. The transcript is spliced from 4 exons.
CCAUCCGCUGUCAAAGCGCUUGUUUAUUUACAUCGAUCUCCCACCUUUCAGCAUCACCAAUCCACGAUAGAAAAGUUGUAAAAACGAAAACAGUACAUUUUCACUUUCGGAUCUUCCCAGGCGUCACGUCCAGCUGCAGCUAACCGGAUCUGCAUAAACAUCACUCUCUAGCCAGCAACAUGCCAAUACCGUGUCGAUUUCUACUAAACUAGUGCUCCGGCGUGGUGGAGGUUUGGAUUGUUGCUGGCCGUUGUUGUUGGUGUGGUACCAGGGAGCAAGUUAGCGCACCACGUCAGCGCGGGAGAUACCCCGAUACUGCGGCAAAGCGAACGGGGCCAAAUGAUGGAGGAAAAGCUAAAGUAUUCGUUUCUGCGCGAUCUUAACGAUGGACAAAGUAUAUGGACUAGAAAUGAAAAACGUACCUGGUUUCUAACGCUUCUGACGGGCACCUGUAUGCUUUACUCAACCCGCACCACGAUGCCACUGCUCGUGCCGGCCGUUGCAGCGGAACGCAAAUGGAGCAAAACCGAUUCCGGCACCGUGCUCAGCUCGUUCUUCUGGGGCUACACGCUAACGCAGGUGCUCGGCGGCUAUCUGAGCGACAAGUUCGGUGGCCAGAAGGUGAUACUGCUGGCGGCCAUCGGUUGGUCGCUGAUUACCUUCUGGAUGCCAAACAUCAUUACCUCGUCGACCCUGUUCGCGUCCUACUCCAUCCCGUUUAUCGUUACCGUUAGAAUAAUCAACGGUGCCUGCCAGGGCGUCCACUUUCCGAGCAUGAUAAGCAUCACUAGUCAGAAUCUGAGCUCGUGCGAGCGGGCCAGCUUCUUCAGCAUACUCACGUCCGGGUCAGCGCUCGGGACGCUACUGACCGGCAUUGUCGGCUCGUUCCUGCUCGAUUACUUCGGUUGGCCGACCGCGUUCCGGGUGAUCGGAUUCCUCGGCCUUUCGUGGACGCUCUUCCUGCGCUACUACACGAUGGCCUCCGAUCGCAGCCGGAUCAUCAACAUUUCCAUGCCGAGCCGGAUGUACACGAAGCUCGGGACGCCCGAAACGGUGCCUUGGUUGCGGUUGUUCGAGCGCAGCAGCUUUUGGGCCUGUGUGCUAGCGCACGCCUGUGAGAUGAAUUGUUUCUUUGUGCUGCUCUCGUGGCUACCGACGUACUUUCACGAGAAUUUCCCGCACGCCAAGGGCUGGGUAGUGAACAUGAUUCCCUGGCUAGCGCUUCCACCGGUCACCCUCAUCGGAAAGCUACUGACCGAGCAUCUGCUUGCCAAGCAGUGGACCCUGACGCGCAUCCGCAAGCUGGUACAGAGCCUAUGCUUUCUGGGUCAAAACUGUGCCCUGUUUCUGAUGUGCCGAACGCAGGACUUUAACAUGGCACUUACCUGCAUGUCAAUUAUUAUCGGACUGUCCGGGUUGCACAACAAUGCGGUCACUGUGAACCCGCAGGAUCUUGCCCCGAGCCAUUCGGGCAGCGUGUUCGGGCUGAUGAAUACGGUCGGCGCGAUACCGGGCUUUCUGGGCGUUUACCUUGCCGGUCACAUACUCGAACUGACGCAAUCGUGGUCGGCCGUUUUCAGUACGGCGGCCGCCAUCAACACCUUCGGGUGGCUCAUCUUUACCGUGUUUGGUUCGGCUGAAACGAUUGUUUAGAGCUUUUUUUCUUCAAUUCCCUCCACCCCAGGUGGCGGGUGGAUGAAAACGGAAGCCAAAAACCAAAAUCUAGAUUAGAACCACUCUUCGCCCCGCUAAAGAUGAUAGGUGUACAAAAGAAAAGCAACUCGCACUACUAAUUCCCUACUUGCUCCUUUUAGCACCUCCAUUCCCCCUCUCUCUCUCUCUUUUCUGCCCUCCAAUAAUGUGUCUAAUAAUCCUGUCGAACACGAUGGUACGGUUGGAGGUCCUCCCUGUCCGCAAGGAGAAAGCGAUAGAUUGAAUUGAUUGGGACGAAAGCUACCAAAUUCCUUAGGACACUGGGGCUAGCGGGUUUAGAGGUGGAAUCGAAUCGAUUUCCGACACAACAACCCAUUCCUUAAAACGCCGAAGGUAGCUAACGAAAACCGUUACGACGAGCACUGUUAGAUAUUGUCAAAGCAAGAAAAACAAAAGUAUAUAUAUAUAGAACAAAUAAAACAAAUAAUUGAUGUACCGAA